UUAGAUGAUUGGGACGAUUGGGGUACUUGGAGCCCUUGUAGUGUAACAUGUGGAUGUGGACAACAAGUUCGUUGGCGUCAUUGCAUAACUGAUGAUUGCAUUAAAGGAUUAAAAAAAAUCGAUUAUCCAGUGUCGAUCAUUAAAAAGUUUCGACACAGUCAUAGCACAAUAUCGAAUUUAUAACAUGAUUUUGGAUUUCGAGAGGAAUGUGAGAGAAGAUACUAUUAGUUUUUAAUCAGUGUCUAUAUUCGGCCAAGAAAUAGAUCUUAUCGAUCGAAAUGUUCCAUGGAGAGGGGAGAAGAGGAUCUGCGUACUGUGAAUAAUAUAAUAGGAAGCAUAUAAAACUCACGCAUUAAUAAAACAGAAGUUAAGUGACAAAACUUACGACGAUUUAAUAAGAUAAAAAGAAAGAUCAUGGAAGAGCGUAGCGAGAUACAAUCGUUUUAUAAAGGCAAGACUAUAUUUAUUACUGGAGGAUCCGGUUUCAUGGGAAAGGUUCUUAUUGAGAAAUUAUUGUAUGCCUGUGACAAUCUUGAUAAAAUUUAUAUGUUAAUAAGACCCAAAAGAGGUCACAGUCCAGAUUCGCGUAUAGAAGAUAUGUUCAAAUUACCGUUGUUCUUAAGAGUGCGAAAAGAAAAGCCGGAAAUUAUAAAAAAGGUGAUACCUUUAGUUGGAGAUAUUUUAUUGAACAAUCUCGGUCUCACCGAUGAACAACGGGAGUGUUUAAUUAAUGAAACUCAAAUCGUCUUUAAUUUAGCAGCCGCGGUUAGAUUAGAGGCUAAAUUAAAGGACGCCAUCGAGUCUAACAUGGUCGGCACGAAGAGAGUAUUGGAACUUGGCAAGGCCAUGAAAAAGCUGGAGGCAUUCGUGCAUCUGAGUACGGCCUUUUGUCAUGUUGAUCAAAAGGAGCUCGGUGAACGAGUUUACGAUUCGCCGAAUGAUUAUCAGGACGUCAUAAAAUUUGUUCAAUGGAUGGAGGAAGACGUUGUUAAUCUUGUCACGUCUAAAUUAAUAGCCCCGCAUCCGAAUACUUACACGUACACGAAAUGUUUGACGGAGAAACUGGUCGCUGAUGAGUAUCCCCAUAUGCCAGUUGUCAUAACAAGACCUUCCAUUGUUUUACCGGCUGUCAGUGAACCUUUACCAGGUUGGGUGGAUAAUUUGAACGGGCCGAUAGGUAUCAUUAUUGGUGCUGGGAAAGGUGUAAUUAGGUCGAUGCAUUGUAACCCUAAUUAUCAUGCCGAAGUUAUACCCGUUGACUGGGCAAUUAAUGCAUUGAUCGUGAUAGCAUAUAAGAUAAGCAUAGAUCGUAACAAAUUGAAAAACUGUCCGGUUUACAAUAUUACCCAGACAAGUAUGGAACGAAUGACAUGGGGUCAAAUUUUAGAGAAGGGAAAAGAGAUUAUUUAUGAUUAUCCUUUCGAAGGACAGAUAUGGUAUCCGGACGGCAAUAUACGGAACAACAAAUUCAUUCAUAAUUUGUUUGUCUUUUUCUUUCACAUUAUACCGGCUUAUCUAAUUGACUUCCUGAUGUUAAUAUUUUGUCAAAAAAGAUUCAUGGUACAUAUUCAAAAAAAAAUUUCGAACGGCCUCGAUUUCCUUCAAUAUUUCACCACGCGAAAAUGGAUCUUUCACAAUAUGAAUCUAUUGAUCUUAUGGGGUGACAUGAGUCCAAAGGAUAGGGAACUAUUUCAAUUUGAUACAACGAAUGUCGACAUGUUAGAGUACAUGAAGUUUAUUAUAUUGGGUGCGAGGCAAUAUUGCAUGAAAGAGGAUCUAUCUUCUUUACCGAGAGCACGCAUUCAUCAAAGGAUAAUGUACAUCAUUCACAUCACAACGGUAUAUCUGUUCUACUUUGGGAUAUUUUAUUUUAUAUACGAACACUGCGAGUUUGUUCAGGUUUUCGUCGAUUACCUCAUAAAUAAGAUCAAGAUGCUGCCAUUGUUGGGUAAUGUUAUUUAGGAGUAUUGUGUUAAGAAAAAAAUAGAAAAAAAAAAGAACAACACAAAAGCAAAGAUCCAUUGGAAAUCAUUUGGAGUCUCUUUGUAUUGUAUUAAUUUAAUAUAUUGUAUAUUUGAUUUAUUUGAAGUAGUAUGUUAUCGAUAAAAGAUUGACUAAUUCUGUAUAUUUAUGAAUCUUUCUUUCUUUUUUUUUUAAUUUUUGUCAAUCUUUCGAUAUUUUUCCCCAUCUUUAUAUAUAUAUCGAAGUAGAAAAUCAAAAGAAAAAAAAAAAAAAAAAAGGAAAAAAAAAGAAAGAAAGAUUUAAAAGUGUACAAAAUUAGUUCGUCUUUUAUCGAUAACAAUAUUUUAUCGUAUAACAUACUGCUUCAAAUAAAUCAAAUAUACAAUAUAUUAAUACAAUACAAACGGACCCCAAAUGAUUUCCAAUAGAUCUUUUCUUUUAUUUUCCUUUUUUUUGUUUUCUUAUAUAUAUAUAUAUACACAUAUAUUUCAUUUGUACGUAUAAGUAUUUAAGAUACGAGAAAUUGGAUUUUCCUGCGUCGGUGUGCUGUUUUCUGUUAAGGAAAAAAAAAAAAAAAAAAAAAAAAAGAGAAACAGGAAAGAAAGAAUCUUCUAAGGGAAUGAUCGUAGUUCGUAAAUAAAUUGAAGCUUCGUUGAGUACGUGGAUCUUAGAUAUUGGCCAAAUAUAGAUACGCCUACGUACGUCAAAGUAAA
Vespa velutina is the source of this 2675-nucleotide messenger RNA. RefSeq names its product putative fatty acyl-CoA reductase CG5065. Gene Ontology annotation, biological process: long-chain fatty-acyl-CoA metabolic process. The coding region runs from base 415 to 1962 and encodes 515 amino acids. The record is from RefSeq and is a predicted model, not a curated record. Lineage: Eukaryota; Metazoa; Arthropoda; Insecta; Hymenoptera; Vespidae. Gene Ontology annotation, molecular function: alcohol-forming very long-chain fatty acyl-CoA reductase (NADP+) activity. The transcript has 11 exons. Gene Ontology annotation, cellular component: peroxisome.